Lipotes vexillifer (Yangtze River dolphin) is the source of this 2382-nucleotide messenger RNA. RefSeq names its product polypeptide N-acetylgalactosaminyltransferase 6 (gene GALNT6). Bases 191 to 2059 code for a protein of 622 amino acids. The transcript is spliced from 11 exons. Gene Ontology annotation, molecular function: polypeptide N-acetylgalactosaminyltransferase activity. Gene Ontology annotation, cellular component: Golgi apparatus. NCBI's taxonomy places the organism in Eukaryota, Metazoa, Chordata, Mammalia, Artiodactyla, Lipotidae. The record is from RefSeq and is a predicted model, not a curated record. Gene Ontology annotation, biological process: protein O-linked glycosylation.
AGGGACUACAAGGCAAUGCCAGGAUAAGGGAGUUGGAGUGACCUGGGUGAUUCUGUGUGGGUCAAUCAGGGAGGCCUUCCUGGAAGAGGCCGAGGCCCCAGGGUGUGGCCACCACGACCCAUCAGGCUAUUUCCAGGGCCGGGCCAGCGCUUGGAGCUGACCCAGCCAGGGUUUCCACUGGUUCCAGAGGAUGAGGCUGCUCCGCAGACGCCACAUGGCCGUGCGCCUGGCCAUGGUGGGCAGCGCCUUCGUGCUCUUCCUCUUCGUCCUGCAGAGGGAUGUAAGCGGCAGGGAGCAGGCCACAGAGAAACCAUGGCUGAAGUCCUUGGUGAGCCAGAAGGAUCAUGUCCUGGACCUCAUGCUGGGAGCCGUGCACAACCUUAGGGAUUCAAUGCCCAAGUUCCAGAUCAGGGCUCCGGAGCCCCAGCAUACACUGGCCUCCACAAACCGGACCUGCCUCCCCGAGUUCUAUGCCCCAGCUGAGCUGAAGCCCUUCUGGGAACGGCCACCACAGGACCCCAAUGGCCCUGGGGCAGAUGGGAAAGCAUUUCAGAAGAAACAGUGGACGCCCCAGGAGACCCAGGAAAAGAAAGAGGGCUAUAAUAAGCACUGUUUCAAUGCCUUUGCCAGUGACCGCAUCUCCCUGCAGAGGGCCCUGGGCCCGGACACCCGACCCCCUGAAUGUGUCAACCAGAAGUUCCGGCGCUGCCCCCCACUGCCUGCCACCAGCGUCAUCAUUGUGUUCCACAACGAGGCCUGGUCCACGCUGCUGCGGACGGUGUACAGUGUCGUGCACACCACCCCAGCCAUCCUCCUGAAGGAGAUCAUCCUGGUGGAUGAUGCCAGCACGGAAGAGUACUUGAAGGAGCCGCUGGAGCAGUACGUAAAGCAGCUGCAGGUGGUGAAGGUGGUGCGGCAGGAGGAACGGAAGGGGCUGAUCACCGCCCGGCUGCUGGGAGCCAGCGUGGCCCAGGCGGAGGUGCUCACCUUCCUGGAUGCCCACUGUGAGUGCUUCCAUGGCUGGCUGGAGCCCCUCCUGGCUCGCAUCGCUGAGGACGAGACAGUGGUGGUGAGCCCAAACAUUGUCACUAUCGACCUGAACACUUUUGAGUUCUCCAAGCCCGUCCAGAGGGGCCGAGUCCAGAGUCGUGGCAACUUUGACUGGAGCUUGACCUUCGGCUGGGAGACCAUACCUUCACAUGAGAAGCAGAGACGCAAGGAUGAGACCUACCCCAUCAAAUCCCCGACGUUUGCUGGCGGCCUCUUCUCCAUCUCCAAGUCCUACUUUGAGCACAUCGGUACCUAUGAUAAUCAGAUGGAGAUCUGGGGAGGGGAGAACGUGGAAAUGUCCUUCCGGGUGUGGCAGUGCGGGGGCCAGCUGGAGAUCAUCCCCUGCUCUGUGGUCGGCCACGUGUUCCGUACCAAGAGCCCUCACACCUUCCCCAAGGGCAUCAGUGUCAUUGCUCGCAACCAAGUGCGCCUGGCUGAGGUCUGGAUGGAUAGCUACAAAGAGAUUUUCUACAGGAGGAAUCUGCAGGCAGCAAAGAUGGCCCGAGAGAAAUCCUUCGGUGACAUUUCGGAGCGACUGCAGCUGAGGGAACGACUAAACUGUCGCAACUUUUCCUGGUUCCUGCACAACAUUUACCCAGAGAUGUUUGUUCCUGACCUGAAGCCCACCUUCUAUGGAGCUCUCAAGAACCUCGGCAUGGAUCAUUGCCUGGAUGUGGGAGAGAAUAACAAUGGAGGAAAGCCCCUCAUCAUGUACACCUGCCAUGGCCUUGGCGGCAACCAGUACUUUGAAUACACAGCCCAGAGGGACCUUCGCCACAACAUUGCAAAGCAGCUGUGUCUAUAUGCCGGUGCUGACACUCUGGGCCUUAGGGGCUGCCGCUUCACUGGCAAGAAUAGCCAGGUGCCCGAGGAUGAGGAAUGGAAAUUCACCCAGGAUCAACUCAUCAGGAACUCAGGAUCUGGUACCUGCCUGACGUCCAAGGACAAAAAGCCAGCCAUGGCCACCUGCAAUCCCAGUGAUCCCUACCAGCACUGGCUCUUCAUCUAGGCCCUGGAUCACCCCCCUGUGGGAGAUCCCACAAGCCUCUUAGGAAACAGGAUUUGGGGGAACCUGAUGUUUGAGAACCUGAUCAUCAGUUCCCUGUCGGCCUUAAAGAUGGAUUUCAAACCCGAUGCAAAUCAAGGCAGGACCUUCCUACUCCUUGCAACAACAUUGGGCCUAUUUUCUUUCUUGCACGUUGGUGGAAGAGACCGUUAGAACACAUAAUACAUUACCUAGAGCUCUCCUUCUGCCCUAGAAACAGACUUCCAAAGCAGAGGAGGCAGCUGGGCUAGAGCCCAGGGCAGCAAUGCUGAAUUCAAGAAAAGUAC